Penicillium canariense is the source of this 372-nucleotide messenger RNA. RefSeq lists its product as uncharacterized. The record is from RefSeq and is a predicted model, not a curated record. The coding region runs from base 1 to 372 and encodes 123 amino acids. The transcript is spliced from 2 exons. NCBI's taxonomy places the organism in Eukaryota, Fungi, Ascomycota, Eurotiomycetes, Eurotiales, Aspergillaceae.
AUGUACUAUAUCCUUUAUCUGGCAAGCCUCUGCCGGCGCCGCCGCUGGCCAGAGCCUUCGUACGAAGCAUACGCCACCACAUCAGGCUACACCUGCGUGGUCCGCGUGCACAACCGGGAGUACCAAACAGAUACUAUUUACAAGUCGGAAGUGCUCGCCCGCGAAAGUGCCGCUAUGCGCGCAUACCUGAUUUGCCGCAAUUUCUCCGUCAAUGACGGCAUGUACCCGGCAGGUCACGACCACGGCGGCGUCGUGCAGGGAAUCCCAGUUGCUAUCGGCACGGGGCGCAAGGCUAGCCGCGAUGAUGACACGGAUACCUCCGUCAGCAGCAGGGGGGCAGCUGGAGCGGGGGCAGUAGUCCGGAGCGGAUGA